AAGUCAACACCACAUGACAACUGUGAGAACUUAGGCCUCCGUGAACUCCCCGCCGCGCUACCAACUUAACAGAAGUUCUGGAAUUCGGUUUUAACUUCUUGCCGACAAUUCAAGGUGAAACCUUCAGCAGACUCCUUCAUCUCACAUUUUGGAUUUAACCAGGUGCCAGAUUAACUGGAUACACGAAGACGCGUUUCAAAGCCAUGCUCAGCUAAGCACACUUGUGUUAACUGGCAACCCCUUGCUGUUCAUGGCGGACACCUCCCUGGACGGGCCCCAGUCCCUGAAGCAUCUCUUCCUCAUCCAAACAGGGAUCUCCAGUCUUCAGUUUAUUCCAGGGCACAAUCUGAGAGACUUGGAAAGUCUGCAUCUCGGGAGCAACUACAUUGCCUCCGUUAAGCUCCCUGAAAACUUCCCAGCGAAGAAUCUGAAAGUCCUGGAUUUGCAGAACAAUGCCAUCCACUUCCUCUCCAGAAAAGCUAUCGAGUCUCUGCAGCCGUCCACCAACCUGAGCCUUAACCUCAACGGCAAUGACAUCAAAGGGAUCGAGCCCGGGGCUUUUGCGUCGACGGUUUUCCGAAGUGUGAACUUCGGAGGGACUGGCAACCUGUCGGUGAUAUUCCGUGGCCUGCGGAACUCGACGGUGCGGUCUCUGUGGCUGGGGACAUUUGAGGACACAGACGAUGAGGACAUUAGCUCAGACACGCUCAAAGGCCUCUGUGAAGUGUCAGUGGAGAGCGUCUACCUGCAGAAGCGCCGUUUCUCCGGCCUCUCCCCCGCCACGUUCCGGUGCUUCACCCGCCUCCGGGAAUUGGAUCUGACGGCCACUCACCUGGAAGAAAUCCCCCCCGAGGUCGGGGGCAUGAACGCGCUCCGAAAACUCGUUCUCAGUGGAAACAAAUUUGACCAAUUAUGUCAAAUCCACGCUGCCAGUUUUCCCUCCCUCACCCACCUCUCCAUCAAGGGCAACAGGAAGAAACUUGACUUGGGGGUUGGCUGCUUAGAAAAAUUGGAAAACCUUCAGAAGCUCGACUUAAGCCAUGAUGACCUGGAGGCCCCCGAGUGCUGCGAUCGACAGCUUGCAAACCUGUCUCAGCUGCAGAGUCUCAACCUGAGUUUCAACGAGCCCCUGGGGCUCCCGAGUGAGGCCUUCAAGCCGUGUCCUCGCCUGCAGGUCCUGGACCUGGCGUUCACCCGCCUGCGUGUGCCUGCGCCACAGAGUCCUUUCCAAGGCCUCCGUCUUCUGCGGGUUCUGAACCUUUCUCACUGCCUUCUCGACACCAGCAAUCAGCGUCUCCUUGCCGGCCUGCCCCGUCUCCAGCACCUGAGCUUGGAGGGCAACCGCUUCCGAGACGGAAGCAUCCCAGCGCUCAACCCGCUUCAGGCCGUGACCAGCCUGGAGAGCCUCGCCUUGUCCUCGUGUGAUCUCUCCUCGCUACACCCGCAAGCCUUCCGGGGCCUGGGCAAGAUGUCUCGUGUCGACCUGAGCCGUAACAGCUUGACGUCGGACAGCAUCGACGCGCUGGGCCCGCUCACGGGGCUGCACCUCGACCUGGGCGCCAACCUCAUGCGCCUCAUCCCGCGCCAGCGCCUCCCCAUCCUGUCCCAGCAGAAGACGAUCAACUUGCGCCACAACCCCCUGGACUGCACGUGCUCCAAUGUCUACUUUCUAACGUGGUACCAAGAAAACAUGCACAGGGUUGAGGACGCGGAGAAGACCCUGUGUGCAAGCCCUCCGUGGCUGCGGGGGGUCAGGCUGUCCGAGGUCACCCUGAACUGCGGCCUCUCCCCUGCGGGCAUUGUCUCUCUCGUGCUAUUUUUGCUCUUGUUGGCCACUGCGCUCAUUCUCGCAACUAAGUUCCUUCUCAGGUGGAAGUAUCAACACCUCUGA
Perognathus longimembris pacificus (Pacific pocket mouse) is the source of this 1891-nucleotide messenger RNA. RefSeq names its product CD180 molecule (gene Cd180). The transcript has 2 exons. Gene Ontology annotation, cellular component: extracellular matrix. The coding region runs from base 251 to 1891 and encodes 546 amino acids. NCBI's taxonomy places the organism in Eukaryota, Metazoa, Chordata, Mammalia, Rodentia, Heteromyidae. The record is from RefSeq and is a predicted model, not a curated record. Gene Ontology annotation, molecular function: protein binding.